AUGCCACUGGAUGAGAAGUUGCAACUCUGGUUGAGACAUGAGGCGGACUUUGCAAGUGAUGAUGAGGCUGAUCCUUUCGAACCCCUUGAGCUUCUCCUCCCACUAAUCGAAAUAGGCGAGGAAUCCAAUCCCGAUGCUGACCCUGUCAUGCCAGAGCUACAGAAAUAUCGCGAGUGUGUUCUCGAGACCCCAGCGUAUGAAUGGCUCCUUGGCGAUAUUCAGAGACGUUGUCUUCUCGAACCAUCAAAUCCAGAUAUAAUGGCAAACAUUGCCAGUGCAAUCUUGCAAGCUCUACCGUCCCAGCUCUGCCUUAGCAGACGAGAAUCUGUGCCGUCUUAUAGAAUCACAUAUACUUUGGACUGGGACUUGCUUUCCUUCCUGGAGGAUCAGGAAUACAGCGAGGGCAAUGCUGAAGCGCUCCCUCUAGUCAUCACACUCACUGGCUCACGCGAAGCAGCCCAGGCGCUGACUUGCGCACAAUAUCUUCAUCAGACGUGGCCAUCUUCUGCAGGAAAAAUGCUUCAGUUACUGCAGGCUUUGUUAAGAAUCAGACCAGGGGAAACGGCCGCGGGUAAACCAUCAUAUCGAAGGGGGCAUUUAUCUUCUUGUUUACUAAUUGGCAUUUAG
Penicillium manginii is the source of this 627-nucleotide messenger RNA. RefSeq lists its product as uncharacterized. The transcript has a single exon. Lineage: Eukaryota; Fungi; Ascomycota; Eurotiomycetes; Eurotiales; Aspergillaceae. The coding region runs from base 1 to 627 and encodes 208 amino acids. The record is from RefSeq and is a predicted model, not a curated record.